Messenger RNA from Trichoderma aggressivum f. europaeum, 1770 nucleotides. RefSeq lists its product as uncharacterized. NCBI's taxonomy places the organism in Eukaryota, Fungi, Ascomycota, Sordariomycetes, Hypocreales, Hypocreaceae. The coding region runs from base 1 to 1770 and encodes 589 amino acids. The transcript has 3 exons. The record is from RefSeq and is a predicted model, not a curated record. Gene Ontology annotation, molecular function: acetylpyruvate hydrolase activity.
AUGAGUUCAUCAUCGCAACAUCUAACCAACUAUGCCGCGUUUACUCGCCCCGAAACGGGCAUCAGCCAGAUAGGUCAUUUAGACGCAAAAGCCGGCACAAUCCAACCGCUCAGCCUCCUCUCCGGGUACCCCAUCAAAGAUCUCUACCAGGUCAUCGAAGCCGGCCCAUCGCAAAUAGUGGCCUCUGGCUCUGCUCUGCCCCUCUCAUCUGUUAAAAUAUUGGCACCGCUUGUAGGACGCGAUGUGUUAGCUGUGGGCAAGAACUACAUGGAGCACGCAAAGGAGUUCAAUGCCUCGGGAUACGACAGUUCGGACAAGGUCGACAAGCCCAGCCAUCCUGUCAUCUUCACAAAGCGUGCGACGUCGAUCAUUGCAGAUGGCGAGGACAUUUACUUGCACCCGGAGUUUUCCAAGAGCGUGGACUAUGAAGGUGAGAUUGGAGUUAUUGUUGGCAAGGCCGGGUUCCGGAUUCCCAAGGAAAAGGCCAUGGACUAUGUCUGGGGAUACACGAUUAUCAAUGACAUGACGGCUCGUGAGAGGCAACGAGAUCACAAACAGUUUUAUAUUGGCAAGUCGGCGGAUACAUUUUGUCCCAUGGGCCCAGUUGCCGUUCCAAAGGAAGCCCUUCCGUCGGUUCUGCGUGUUCAAACCCAUGUCAAUGGCGAGUUGCGGCAAGACGCAACGACAGACGACCUCAUUUUCGAUAUCCCAACCUUGAUAAAAACGCUUUCUGAGGGACAAACGCUAUUACCUGGGGAUGUGAUUGCUACUGGCACGCCCGCCGGUGUUGGUAUUGGACGCAACCCGCCUCUCUUUUUAAAAGAGGGAGACGAAAUCGCCGUCACCAUCCCUGGUAUUGGCGUUCUACACAAUAGAGUCACCGCUGUGAACGCAACGACGGAGCGUCUCGCCUCCCAAUCCGUCUUCGGUCUUGACAACGCCGCACGUUCGUUGAACGGCACAGCUGGACUGACCAUUAUCAAUGGCAAGCCGUUACACUACAAAAGACUUGGUGUUGAAGACAACAACGGUGUCGUCUUUGUCCACGGCCUCGGCGACACAUCAGAAUAUUUCUCGCCUCUCAUUGCAGACUUUGAACUCCAAAAAAAGGCAAACGUGCACUUGUUUGACUUUGAAGGCCAUGGCCUCAGCCCUACGCACCCGUUGAGCGUCUUGAGCGUAGACUCCUUGGCGGCGGAUCUCGCGGGUGUGUUCUCGCACGCGGGACUCAGCGAGUCCAACCCCGGAACACUGAUUGCGAGUUCCUUUGGAUGUUUGAUUGCCAUCAAGUUCGCCAUUCUCAACCCUCGUUUGGUGAAUAAGCUUGCGUUGUUGUUCCCACCGUCUUCACCACUCUCCGACGCCUCUAGAAAUGUGUGGAAGAAGCGCGGUGAACUCGUUCGCGCUUUGGGAAUGGGAGCAGUGGUCGAUGACAUUAUAUCUGAGGGCACGGCUGAAGCGACAAGGUCAAGAGAGCAUGUUGCAAUGUCAGCAAUUCGGCUAGGCUUGCUUGGACAAGACCCGGAGUCAUUUGCAAAGGCCUGUGACGCAUUCGCCAAGGCUGAAGCAGAUCUCCCAUUGGAAAGUCUUGGUGUGAAAACGCUUAUUAUAUCAGGCGGCGGAGAUUCAAGUUGCUCAGAGGAAGUGGUGCGGGGAUAUGCACAGAGGAUCAAGGGAGCACAUGUUGAAUGGAACAAGGACCUUGGCCAAUGGGCUAUUUUUGAGAACGUGAGAGCAGUAUCCGCCAUCUUGGCGGAAUUUGGUCUUUAG